Messenger RNA from Didymodactylos carnosus, 504 nucleotides. NCBI's taxonomy places the organism in Eukaryota, Metazoa, Rotifera, Eurotatoria, Philodinida, Philodinidae. The record is from the annotation of a GenBank genome assembly.
AUGGCAUUUACUAAAGAGCAAAAAAGGCGAAUUCGUGGAAUUCGGAUAGCAUUAACCCUGUUUUAUGGGUUUCUAUUAUCAAGUACAUUAUUUUUAUAUAUUAUUCACGGUUCUUUACAAACAAUACGCAGGCCAAAUCCUUAUUCAAUUACAAUGAUCUGUAUAGGUGUUGUAAUUUUAAUAUCAAUUGGACUGGCUAUUUAUGCAACAUGGUACAAUAAAAGCAUCAUCAUGCUUAUAUCGGGUGUUGUUCUUAUCGCUAUUUUUAUAUUGACACUCAUAUUCGGUAUCGUGCGUAUUGUUAAAUCAUCAGAUUAUCGUGGAGCAUCGCUAACAGAAGGAGAAACAGGGAUAAAAAUAAAAACGGAUUCUUACGCUCUUGCUGAAGAUGUAGCUAAAUUAAUUAUUGAAUUAGUGUCAAUAUUAUUCGGAAUUUUGGCAACAUUUUUCCUUUAUCGUUAUUUCAAAGUCAAAUAUACCGAAGUUUCACAAACAAUUACAUAG